AUGGGUCGCGUUCGUACCAAGACGGUUAAAAAGUCAGCGCGCGUUAUCAUCGAGAAGUAUUACUCGAGGCUAUCCGCGAAUGAUUUUCACACAAACAAGCGCGUGUGCGACGAGGUCGCCAUCCUGCCCUCGAAAAGGAUGCGGAACAAGGUAGCUGGCUUCAUCACCCAUUUGAUGAAAAGAAUCCAACGGGGUCCAGUGCGAGGAAUCUCACUCAAGCUUCAAGAAGAGGAGCGAGAGCGGCGCAUGGACUUUGUGCCCGACGUGAGCGCCGUGAACACGGAAACCAUUGAGGUCGACCCGGACACGAAAGCAAUGCUUCGGUCCAUUGGGCUUGGCUCUAUGUCUGGUGUUGUCGUGAUCCAGCCAGGCGAGCGGCGCCCGUACCAUACUAGGAAGUGA
Molecule: messenger RNA, 402 nt
Organism: Cyanidioschyzon merolae strain 10D
Lineage: Eukaryota; Rhodophyta; Bangiophyceae; Cyanidiales; Cyanidiaceae
Product: 40S ribosomal protein S17
Exons: 1
Coding region: 1-402 (133 amino acids)
Biological process (GO): translation
Cellular component (GO): ribosome
Molecular function (GO): structural constituent of ribosome
Source: RefSeq, a predicted model, not a curated record